CAAAGUGAAAAGGUCGUUUCUAUCAAUAAGACCUUCAAAUAGCUUAAAACAAAUACAUACGAUGGGUCAACAUGUGUCUCGCACUGAUUUCGAAUGGGUGUACAACGAUCAACCGCACAUUGGAAGACGAGAUGCCAUGCUGAAGAAAUAUCCGCAAAUCAAAAAACUCUACGGACCGGAUCCUGUGUUCAAGUAUAUUGUUUCAGCCAUGGUCCUAACGCAAAUCUUGAUGCUUUACGUAAUGCAAAAUCAAUCAUGGAUAAUGAUAACCUUAGUGGCAUACUGUUUUGGAGGAAUUAUCAACCAUUCGCUGAUGUUAGCCAAUCAUGAGAUAUCACACAACAUGGCAUUUGGCUACGGGAGACCAUUAGCAAAUCGUUACUUCGGAAUGUGGUGCAACCUGCCAAUAGGAGUACCAAUAUCGGUUUCGUUCAAAAAGUAUCAUACAUUGCACCAUAGGUAUCUGGCGGACGAAAAAUUGGAUCCAGAUGUUCCGAGUAUUUUGGAAGCUAAACUGUUCUGCAAUACAUUUGGAAAAUUUAUAUGGGUAAUCCUGCAGCCACUGUUCUAUGCUCUGAGACCGCUUUUCGUAAAUCCACUACCGGUAGAAAAGUUUGAAAUUAUCAACACAGUUGUGCAAAUAACGUUUGACGGUCUAGUGGUUUUAGUGUUUGGAUGGAAUAUGCUCGCAUAUCUGCUCAUUGGAUCCUUUCUAGCUAUGGGUAUUCACCCGGUGGCAGGUCACUUCAUUGCCGAGCAUUAUAUGUUCGCAAAGGGUUUCGAAACGUAUUCCUACUAUGGUCCUCUGAAUUGGAUCACUUUCAACGUGGGAUAUCACAAUGAACAUCAUGAUUUUCCGGCGAUUCCGGGUAGCAGACUCCCCGAGUUGAAGAGGAUAGCACCAGAGUUCUACGAUACCAUUCCUCAGCAUACGUCCUGGGUGCGGGUAAUGUAUGAUUUCGUUACGGAUCCAGCCGUUGGUCCAUAUGCACGAAUCAAGCGACGUGCGUUGCAGAAAGCCGGCUGAAAAUUCUCCUAUCGGUGAGUCAGCCUCGUACGAUUGUGUGAAUUUUUAUACCGACAGGAUGAUAAGCUUGGGUAGAUUCACGUUGGUAGACAAUAAUAAAUUAUAUUCCAUUGAUAAGCGAAGUGCUUUU
Molecule: messenger RNA, 1157 nt
Organism: Wyeomyia smithii (pitcher-plant mosquito)
Lineage: Eukaryota; Metazoa; Arthropoda; Insecta; Diptera; Culicidae
Product: sphingolipid delta(4)-desaturase DES1-like
Exons: 1
Coding region: 62-1027 (321 amino acids)
Biological process (GO): ceramide biosynthetic process
Cellular component (GO): membrane
Molecular function (GO): sphingolipid delta-4 desaturase activity
Source: RefSeq, a predicted model, not a curated record